UUGUGGGUGUUUUUGUGCAUCGCCGGUAGGGGCAACUGCAGUAGCAGUGCCACGUCUCGCCCUCAGUUUGUUUGCCUGGGAUCCCAUCCCAUCUCAGUGUUUGAUCCUAUCAGCAGUUAUCUAGCGCGUGCAUAGCAACAAAACCUCCACUUCCCCUGUUUUUGGAAGGUACCCUGGGAGUUGCGUCAGCUGUGCCGCUGACGUCGGCCAGCGAAAGAUCGCGAUUAGGGGGCCAUCAUAAAUAGAAGGGCAGACAGGGCUCGUAAUCAUGUACUGCCGAGUGCAGCAGUACGACACCGAUCAUCGGAUCAGGCCGGUGGAUCAGCAGGAAGAAGCCGAGGAGGAAGAGGACGAUGAGGUGCUGGGUGAGGUGAGUGAGUUCCUGGACGUGAUCGAGGUACCAGCGCAGCAGCAGCAGCAGCAGCAGCAGCAGCACCGGACAGCACUGCCAUCAACCCAACACCACCGCACACUGUUAUCACCGGAUGGUGGCGACGAGGCUGCCGGUUACUACUACUCAUACGGCUACGGCGCUGCCCACUAUCACUACAAACCCAACCACUACCUCCAUCAACAACUGCAGCAGCACAACAGCGACUACUACUACUGCGUGAAUCGAUCACAGCAGCAGCAGCAGCAGCAGCAGCAGCAACCGCUCUACCUUCAAAACUAUAGCCAGCCAUCAGACAACGCAGACGACGAGAUGGAUGAGCGGGAAAGCAUCUACCUGGAUGCGGUCUCGGUUAGCUCGAACCGGCCACAGCAGCAACAGCAGGAGCAGGAGCAGCAGCAGCAGCCGGGCCGCAACUCACUCUACCUGUCGCGCCAAACCGUGUACCAUUCGGCCGAGGAUGUCCGGUUCGGUUCGGUCGACUCGGGCGGUGACUCGGGCCGGACCCUCACCGGGAGCGCCACCGGUGACAGCCUGCGCACCACCACCGAUGCGCUCCUGCAGGACUCCCGUGCCAACGGUGGCCUCGCGAACCAACCGUACGUGGCGCGGCCCCCGAAACCACCGAGCGCGGCCAAAGCCUUCAUCGGCGGUAUCCUGAAGCCGGUGCUGAGCACCGAGUACAACGAAAAGGUGCCUAGCACUACUAGCUACACUCCUUUCUUCCGUGCCAACCGACCGCACGCCAGUCACAGCAACCACGAUCAUGCCAACCACUUUCCCACUACCGGGGGUAGUAGUGUUAGUGGUAGGGGGAGUAAUAAUCGUGCUGCUGUUACUACUACUACUACUACCACUACCACUACCACUACCACUACUCCUAGUACCGAUACGCUAAUCGUUAGCUAUGCGAUGUGGAAGUUCAGGACAUGGAAGUACUUCCAGGAUCAGAAGCGCGUCGUCGACUUUGUGCUGGCGUACAAUGGCGAGGAGGAGGAGGAGGAGAACUCGAUCGCGCACGCCAAGCGCAUGGUGUACCAGCGGAACCUCGAGCGGGAGGGCCUACAGAUUGAGACGGAGUGCUGCCAGCGGAUACACUUCGUGAAGAUCCACGUCCCGGCGCAGGUACUGUCGCACUACUGCGAGAUCAUGAAGAUGCAGAUGCCGAUGAAGAAGCUGGCGAACCAGGACAAGAUCAUAAUGCGCGACUUUAGCAUCCAGAGCACGCUGGUGAAGCUGUUCCGCCGGCCGAUGUUCAACUUUGUCAUCAUCGACCGGAGUAUCUUUGCGCCACCCGAGUACCGGUUGCUGUACGAGUAUUCGCGCGAUAAACCGUACCUGUUCAACGACGGGGAGCCGAACUUUUUCACGCCCAGCCUCCGGAUUGCGGUGGCGAACUUUAUCCUGGAGCGGGCGUACUUCAGCAACAACCUGGACGACAAGAAGGACAUCGGGAUACGGCGGUUGGUGGAGGAUCAGGUGUACCUGGACGCGUACCCGCUGCACGACGGUUGCACCGACGUAAAGUCGAGCUGCCAGCGGGCCCUGCUGCUGCAGGAGUGGGCCUCGAUCCGGAAGUGGAUCAAGCAUCAGCCGCUCGAUCACAUCAAGGAGUACUUUGGGGUGAAGAUUGCCAUGUACUUCGCGUGGCUCGGCUUCUACACGCACAUGCUGAUACCGGCGUCGGUCGUCGGGUUGAUCUGUUUCCUGUACGGGCUGCUCACGUACCGGGACAAUCGGAUUAGCCGGGAGAUUUGCAGCGACAACAACACGAUCAUGUGCCCGCAGUGUGACGAACACUGUGACUACUGGUAUCUGAACAGCACCUGUACCAUCUCGAAGCUGGCGCACAUUUUCGACAACGAGAUGACGAUCUUCUUCUCCAUCUUCAUGUCGAUCUGGGCAACCCUCUACCUGGAGAUGUGGAAGCGCUACUCGUCCAAGAUUCAGCACCGCUGGGGCAUUACCGAGUACUGCUCGCUGGCGGAACCACCCCGACCGCAGUAUCUAGCCCGACUGAAGAACAUCAAAAAGACAAUGUUCAACAUUGCGACCGGUGCCCAGGAACCGUCACCACCGUUCUGGACGAAAAAGUUCCCCAGCUUUCUCUACAGCUACUCUGUGAUCUUCCUAUUUAUUUUACUGACCAUCGCGGCCGUGUUCGGCAUCGUCGUGUACCGGAUGUCGCUGAUGACCUCGCGUAACAUCUACGGUGACCAUGGGUCAGUGUCGGGGAAGCUGAUCAUCUUUCCCGCCACCACCGCCGUCAUCAAUCUGCUCGUCUCGACCAUCCUCACCUACGCGUACCAUUACGUGGCGGUGUACAUGACGAACGUCGAGUACCGGCGCACGCAAACCGAGUACAACGAAAGUUUGAACCUGAAGAUCUACCUGUUUGAGUUCGUCAACUACUACAGCUCGAUCUUCUACAUUGCGUUCGUGAAGGGCAAGUUCCCGGGCUACCCGGCCAAGUACAACCGGAUACUGCACCUGCGGCAGGAAGAGUGUAGCCCGGGCGGUUGCCUGAUGGAGCUGUGCAUCCAGCUCGCCAUCAUCAUGGUGGGCAAGCAGGCGAUCGGUGCGGUCACGGAGAUCGUUAUCCCGUGGGCGAUCCAGAAGUUUAAGGAGUUCCGGAGCGUGCUCGGUAUCGAGGCGGAGGGUGGGGACAAUGAUGAGCGGUUGAUUUGCUGCAACCAGUGGACGAAGGACUUUAACCUGAUCAACUGGAACGAUCGGAGCCUGUUCAAUGAGUACUUAAAGAUGGUUAUUCAGUACGGGUUCAUCACGAUCUUUGUGGUCGCCUUUCCACUGGGCCCAUUCUUCGCCCUCCUCAACAACGUGGUGGAGACGCGGCUGGACGCGAAAAAGUUCCUCCUUUACUACAAACGUGCGGUACCGCAGCGUGUGCGUGAUCUGGGCAUCUGGUACAACAUCAUGCACGUCGUCGGGAAGGUGGCCGUCAUUUCUAGUGCCUUUAUCAUUGCCUUUUCCUCCAACUUUAUACCUCGGCUGAUGUACAUGCACGUGGUAAACCCGGACCACACGGACGAAGGGUUCGUCAACCAUACGCUCGCCUACUUCAACGUGGCCGACUUCGAGGAACACGUUGCCCCGCUGAGCAGUGCCUACACGAACGUCACCACCUGCCGGUACUCGGAGUACCGGAAUCCGCCCGAUCACGAGAGCCCGUACAAGCGGCCCGCCAUCUACUGGCACAUACUCGCGAUCCGGCUGACGUUCGUCGUCAUCUACCAGAAUCUGGUCAGCUUCGUGCAGAUUGUGGUGGCGUGGGCGAUCCCGGACGUUCCCGGUCGGCUGCAGGAUCAGAUCAAGCGCGAGCAGUACCUGACGAACGAGUACAUUAUCGAGCAGGAGAAGCUAAAGAUGCAGCGUAGUGCUGCCGGUGGUGGUGGUGGUGGUGGUGGUAGCGAGGUGACCGCACCACCGUACCCCCAGAACGGUUACCUCCCGUCGGAGGAGGACAGUAGUUUGCCGCCCGAGGAGAAACUAAACCACCAACGGGAACGGGAACGGGGACGGGGUGGACACGAGACGGACGAUGGGUACCUGCACCAGCCGCUCGAGGAUGAUUUCGAUUCGUUCCAGGAGUGUGGCAUCGUGACAUCGCGCGUAUAGCGCGAUUCUGGCUCGCGAAAAACCGAAACUUCCCAAUCGAUACUCCCGAUCGAUUAUCCCUCGCCCCCCCCCCCCCCCCCCACCCUCCAAUCUGGGGCGAAGGGAGGGUCCGUCGGAGUCGGGCCACUUCGCUGGCGAAGGCGACCUGGAUGAGGGCGGUGACCGGUAAACCUGCUCCUCCUUCCUUUUUGUUUUGUUUUUAUUUUUUUUUGGUGGGUUAUGGGUUUCGGUCAUCAUCUACAUUUUUUUCUAUUAACCGUUGGCGUAUUAGUGGCGCUUUUAGGCGCGAUAUGCCUUACUGACAAACUCGAAUCAAUACCCUAUUCAAUCUCUCUCUCUCCCUCUCUCUCCUCUCUCUGUGUGUCCUUCGAACAACGACAGUAAUUUGUUGGAGAAUGCCUGAGCUCCAUCGUCCUCCAAGGUCCGCGGUUCCGGACCUUCCCGGGGAAGAAAGGGUAGAUAGGAAAAUGGUGGUCUGGUUGGCGGGCCUCGACCGAGCAGACAGUGCAAUGCGAUUGCGAAAUGGAUUGGCAAAGGGACAGGGAAGGCUCGGGAUAGUGGGCCUCGGGCGGUCUUUAAAAGAUCCCGGUGAAGUCAUCUCGAACAAAAUGUGUUUUUUUUUAUUUGUUUAGCAAAAUAAAGAGAAAGUAUGACAGGCUA
This is a messenger RNA of Anopheles aquasalis, 4687 nucleotides long. RefSeq names its product anoctamin-5. Gene Ontology annotation, cellular component: plasma membrane. Gene Ontology annotation, biological process: chloride transmembrane transport. Gene Ontology annotation, molecular function: protein dimerization activity; chloride channel activity. NCBI's taxonomy places the organism in Eukaryota, Metazoa, Arthropoda, Insecta, Diptera, Culicidae. The record is from RefSeq and is a predicted model, not a curated record.